AUGGCAUCACAGCAAAAAUAUAGACGUGAAAAAGACUCUUUUGGAGAUAUAGAAGUACCUGCUGAUCGUUACUGGGGUGCUCAAACUCAAAGGUCUCUUCAAAACUUUGAUAUUGGUGGUCCCACAGAACGUAUGCCCGAGCCCUUAAUCAAAGCAUUUGGUGUAUUAAAACGUGCAGCUGCUACUGUAAAUAUCACAUAUGGUCUUGAUCCAAAGAUAGGAAAUACGAUAAUUGAGGCUGCUAAUGAGGUUAUUGAAGGAAAACUUUUAGAUCAUUUUCCAUUGGUAGUCUGGCAAACUGGUUCUGGCACGCAGACUAACAUGAAUGUCAAUGAAGUAAUCUCCAAUCGUGCAAUUGAAAUAUUAGGUGGUGAACUUGGUAGUAAAGAUCCUGUUCAUCCUAAUGAUCAUGUGAAUAUGAGCCAAUCUUCGAAUGAUAGUUUUCCAACAGCUAUGCAUAUUUCCGCAGCGACUGAGAUUAACAAAAGUCUUGUUCCUGCUUUGUCGGCACUCCGAGAUGCACUCGAUGCAAAAUCUAAGGAUUUCAAAAAUAUAAUCAAAAUUGGUCGAACUCAUUUACAAGAUGCUACGCCUCUUACUCUAGGAAAUGAAUUUUCGGGUUAUGUCCAACAACUAACUUUUGGCAUAGACCGAAUAAAUGGUGCUCUCCCGAGAUUAUAUAAUUUGGCUCAAGGUGGUACUGCUGUUGGAACAGGUUUAAACACCCGCAAGGGCUUCGAUGUUAAUGUUGCUUCGGAAAUCGCGAAUAUAACUGGUUUACCAUUCAAAACUGCCCCCAACAAGUUUGAAGCUUUGGCUGCCCAUGAUGCUAUUGUCGAGGCGAGUGGAGUAUUGAAUACCAUCGCGGUCUCAUUAAUGAAGAUUGCAAAUGAUAUCAGACUACUAGGAUCUGGUCCAAGAUGCGGAAUUGGUGAAAUUUUACUUCCUGAAAAUGAACCCGGAUCGUCUAUUAUGCCUGGAAAAGUGAAUCCUACUCAAUGUGAGGCGAUGACUAUGGUUGCUGCUCAAGUUAUGGGUAAUCAUACAGCUAUUACUAUUGCGGGCUCAAAUGGGCAUUUUGAACUGAAUGUCUUCAAACCUGUCUUGAUCAGGAAUCUUCUCCAUUCAAUUCGCCUUUUGAGUGAUGCAAGUGUUUCGCUGAGAAAGAAUUGUGUUGUUGGAAUCAAGGCUAAUGAGGAGAGGAUUGCAACUCUUAUGAAUGAAAGCUUAAUGCUUGUUACCGCUCUAAAUCCUCACAUAGGAUACGAUAAUGCGGCAAAAGUUGCCAAGAAGGCUUACCGUGAAAAUCUCACCCUCAAAGAAGCAGCAUUUCAAUUAGGGCUGCUUACCUCCGAACAGUUUGAUGAAUGGGUCAAGCCACAGGAAAUGCUUGAUCCGAGAUGA
Molecule: messenger RNA, 1404 nt
Organism: Ambispora leptoticha
Lineage: Eukaryota; Fungi; Glomeromycota; Glomeromycetes; Archaeosporales; Ambisporaceae
Source: the annotation of a GenBank genome assembly